Molecule: messenger RNA, 950 nt
Organism: Volvox carteri f. nagariensis
Lineage: Eukaryota; Viridiplantae; Chlorophyta; Chlorophyceae; Chlamydomonadales; Volvocaceae
Exons: 2
Source: RefSeq, a predicted model, not a curated record
AUGGACUGCCGCGGCAACAACCUGGUCGAGGUGAUUCCUGUAGCAAGGGCAGGGGCAGGGGCGGAUGGCAGCCAUGGCGCUAGCAGCAGCAGCAGGAGCAGCAGCAGCAGGGGCCGUCGUCUUGUGAUGGAGACCAUCCAUCACAAGACGGAGCGCUUUAACAAGGAUGAGGCCCUGAGAAUUGUGCUCCCUUCGACGCUCUCCCAGCACAUCCGGACUUACACAGAGUAUGCCCGGCCAGCGCUCCUCAACAUGAAUCCCAGCAUUGACGAUGCCAGCAAGGAGCCUCCCUUCCUGUUCCUUGACAGGAAGGGCAGGCCGGUUGCAGGUGUCGACGCCCCAUUCACGGACGAAUGGAAGCUUAUUCAAAGGAAGUAUGGUGCACCCUGGCCGACAGUAUUCUGCCCCAUGAAAUUUAGGCACCUCCAUGCCACUGUGAGGUUCAAAGACCUGGUGGACAAUGUGGCAGACCAGGAGGAGGAAGCCCUCGCAGGGGAUGCACUCGUCAUGGGAAAUUCUGUUGCUGUCUGGCGCCGCCACUACAUAAAGGGUCGUGACAGCAUCGAAGCGGAGGAGGCUGAGGAGGCUGAGGAGGCUGAGGAAGCGGAGGAGGCUGAGGAGGCUGAGGAGGCUGAGGAGGCUGAGGAGGCUGAGGAAGCGGAGGAGGCUGAGGAGGCGGAGGAGGCGGAGGAGGCAGAGGAGGCGGCGGAGGUGGCGGAGGAGGACAACGAUGACAAGGAGGAAGUGCAGCUGCCACUGCAGCAGCAGCACAGGCAGCCAGCCAACAACAGCUGCAGCAGUGGCCAUGGCAACAUCAACGGCAGGCAAUUGAUGUGCCCACCCUUGCUGCUGCCACGACGACUGCCAGUGCAGCAGCCACCACAGCUGUUGAGGCUUGGCAAGCGCUGCCACAGUUGCAACGAAACUCCAGGCAAGCGACCACACCUCGG